Molecule: messenger RNA, 5039 nt
Organism: Pecten maximus
Lineage: Eukaryota; Metazoa; Mollusca; Bivalvia; Pectinida; Pectinidae
Product: transcription factor RFX3-like
Exons: 13
Coding region: 1313-3328 (671 amino acids)
Biological process (GO): regulation of transcription by RNA polymerase II
Molecular function (GO): RNA polymerase II cis-regulatory region sequence-specific DNA binding; DNA-binding transcription factor activity, RNA polymerase II-specific
Source: RefSeq, a predicted model, not a curated record
UAUAAUAAAGUGUUGGCGACGUGCAGUGAUGUGAUCUGUGCCGCACUGGUUGAACUCAUUGUGUGAAGUGGCUUUCCCAUGCACUAAUUCUUUAAUGUAUACCAUAUUUUUCUGCAAUUGCAUGUUUUCUGAGGCCUACAUUUCGAUCAUCUGCAGUCUUACAUAAAAAAAAAGUUUUUACCAGUGACAAAAGAGAAGAAAGCAAAACCAUUUUGUAGAUUUGCAUGAAGCCUUAUCUCUAUAAAAGAAAAUUGAUCUUGCUUUGUUUUGUUUGGAAUUGCAUCAAGAUACCAAUUCUUAAUGAGGCAAGGAUCAGAAGCAUCCUUGCUUGUAUCCUUUUCUGCAUUUCAGGUAUAUUUAUGAAAUCCAAGUCUAACCUUGUAAAUUGAUGUAGUGUUGUGUAAAGUUGAAAAAUAUAUGCAGUUUUUAACCCCUAGGUAAUAUCCUGAUUUAUGAUGUUAAAACUUAUAUAUAGUUCAUUAUUUAUCUUAAAUCAGUUUAACAUAUGUUAGUUCCCAAAAUAUUGUAGGUAUAAAGGCCGCAGUGAAAACAUGCAUUGUUAUUUUUGUAUUAAAAAGAAUGAAAAAUGGAAUUUAAAAAAAACCAUUCAAAAUUGCCCGAGAUAAAUCAUUGCCAUAAAAGAUGUACAUUUGCCUUGACCAUAUAGAACUCUAUGACUAUAUUAUUAGUGCACACACCAUUUAGUUAGUUAUUUUCUUUUCUGGAUAAUCUAUUUAUAGAGUAGUUUUAUAAUUUCUAUUUACAACUUAAGUAUUACAUCACUAAUUUAAAUGUGUAUUUAUGCAUUUACUGUAUCAUAUACCUACAUAUCUACCAACAGGUAAGAUAUAUGUGUAUAUUAUGUAGUCAUUUUACUUUUGUGCCUGCAUGUUUUGUGUUGUUUGUAAUUGCACAUUUCACAUCCUUGUGCUGGUGUUUAUAAAAUCUAAAUUUAAAGUGUAUUUAUAGCUAGAUAUUAGUACUUUAUACUGGUAAAUUUCAUUCCAAAGUAUCAAAAUGCACAGCAUAUGUUAAAAUACUUUUAUUUCAAGGAUGUUGUGAGAAAAUGUUAAGUAAAUUUAAUUUGAAGUCCAGAGUUCAAAAAUGUGUUUAAAAGAAUGAAAUGGGUAGUGUAGUUAAGAUUGAUUUAACAAUUUAGUAAUGUGACAAGGGGAACAUUAUUAUUUCAAUUUGUGCACUGCACCCACUCUUUAUUUGAAAAACAAAAGUAAAAUACCAUGUGUAUUUAAAAGAUGAUUUCAAGCAGAAUUUAACUACUUCAAAAUGCUCUUUAUUUUUCUGCAGAGUACAAAUGGUUAACAGGCCAUGGCAAACAACAUACCAAACAGACUAUGGCCAGACCAUGUAUACACCAGUUUCUGGUACAUAUUACCAGACACCUGGCGGGGCACAGGUGGCUGCGACAGGACUAGCCCAGGUUGGUACUGUACAAACUGUUCAGGGGCAGAUACUGCAACACCAGAGUGGCACCUACCUCAUACAAGGGGGAACCAUGGACGGAGAGGGCACGCCCUUGACUCACACAACCCGGGCCUCACCUGCUACUGUAAGUGCUGUUCAGUGGCUGAUUGACAAUUAUGAGACGGCAGAAGGUGUUAGUUUACCACGGAGUACACUAUAUAACCAUUAUUUAAGGCAUUGUCAGGAACAAAAUCUUGACCCAAUGAACCCAGCCUCAUUUGGGAAGCUCAUCAGAUCUGUAUUUUUAGGACUACGAACAAGGCGAUUGGGGACUCGGGGUAAUUCCAAAUACCAUUACUAUGGUAUCCGUAUUAAAGCCAAUUCUCCACUGAACCAGUUUACCGACGACCAAACCAUGGCAAUGAGGCAACAACCUAUGUAUCAGGGCAAAAAAUUUAAGAUGGAAGAUGGUGUGGAGGGAGGUCACCAUGCUCCUCCUGAUGCUGCCACUGCACAGCAGCAGCAACACCAACAGUUCCUUGGGGAUGCCUCUGGAGCCCUUCCUAACUUUGGAGACAUUGACACCUCAUCGCCUUUACCAGAGGGUGUCACUGUUGAUCAUGUACAUGCUUUUGACAAGAUGUAUACAGAGCAUGCAGAGGCUAUAGUUGAUGUGGUAGUUAACUUACAAUUUUCCCUGAUAGAAGCUUUGUGGCAAGGUUUCUGGAGGAAUCAACCAGCAGAUCAAUUAACAGCUGACAAUGACUAUGAAAAGCGUCUGCCAAAAGAAAAAUUAUAUGCAGUUAGUAAAUAUGGACCUGUACAAGAGUAUGUCAGAAAGGCUGACUACGCAUUCUACCAAGCUUUAGUUGAAGUGCUUAUUCCAGAUGUGCUUAGACCUAUACCAAGUUCCCUUACACAGGCUAUUAGAAAUUUUGCAAAGAGUUUAGAAAAUUGGCUUAAAGGAGCUAUGGUGGGAGUUCCAGAAGACAUGCUCAAGUGCAAGGUUGGUGCUGUGAGUGCAUUUGCUCAGACAUUACGUAGAUAUACGUCCCUAAAUCAUCUUGCUCAGGCGGCACGCGCAGUGCUCCAGAACACUUCACAAAUCAACCAGAUGCUCACAGAUCUAAACAGAGUAGACUUCGCUAAUGUGCAGGAGCAGGCAUCUUGGGUUUGUCAGUGUGAUGACAGUGUGGUACAGCAGCUCCAGGAGGACUUUAAGAAAACACUUGAGUGUCAGAAUUCCCUGGAGGACUGGGCCCAGUGGCUGGAGGAGGUUGUCAACCAAGUGUUAAAACCACAUGAAGGCAGCGACAACUUUCCAAAGGCUGCGAGACAAUUUUUGUUGAAAUGGUCAUUCUAUAGCUCAAUGGUGAUAAGAGAUUUGACUUUAAGAAGUGCUGCAAGUUUUGGUUCUUUCCAUCUGAUCCGACUCCUGUAUGACGAGUAUAUGUUUUACCUGGUGGAACACAAAGUUGCAGCAGCUACAGGAGAGACUCCCAUAGCUGUUAUGGGCGAAGUAAGACAGUUCAUAGACUUGAGUAGUGCUGUUAUGCUGAGUUCCCUUGAAUCUGAAAAGCCACUCCCUGUGAUCAAAACACCAGCAAGUAAUAUGGGUGUAGCAAAUACAGCUACAGCUCUAAUGAACAAAUCCACACACGAAACCUCAAGUGCCAACACAACUACACUCAUGGUUCUCAAUUCAGGGAACACACCCGGUCAAGGUGUAAAUGGAAACAUAAUAGUGACAGCAGCUCCAGGAACAAACCCAUCCACUGUUACAGUGCGCACCGCAGCAGGAACUCCCAUACAGGGUGCUAAGACAAUUGUAGUCAUGCCAGUCUCCAACUCAUUGGGUUCUGGGGAUUCACACUCACAGAAUGUGAAGCGGUUAAAAGUGGAGUAGUCUUGUGUGAUAUUUUAAUUUAGGAUAUCAAAGAAUCCUGGAGUGUUCAUAGGAAACUUUCUCGACAAGAAAAAUAAGCAAUGUCGUGUCAACUUUCUCGACGAGAAAAAUAAGCAAUGUCGUGUCAACAGAAUUAAUUUAGAUAACAUUUCCCCAUAACAAAUUACCAUGAGAAUGUUGCUGGACAUGUUUCACAGUUACAUUAUUUUAUGAAUCUUUGAUGAAUUUAUAUUCAUGUAAAUAUUUGCAAUUGUCUAUUCCCUCCUAAAUUAAUCUGUAUAAAUGGCUUGAAAUUAUGUACAUAGUUGUAAAAAACAAUGUUUAAUUUAAGAGUUUUAAAAUGACUUUUAUAAUUUGUACAUGAUUUCCCUGUAAAUGUCCUAGGUCUCUGUUCCCGUGAUAUAUUGUCUCCUCAUUCACCUGUUAAGGCCUGUGUGGUUUUUUUUUUUAUUGUUUGUUAUUUUUCCAACAUAAUAGGAUUUUAUCUUGGGUUUUAUUUGUUAUUCAGGUCAACAAGUAGUGUACUUUUUCCUUUUCAAUAUUUCUAUAUUUUUCUUCAGAUAUCUUCAUGGCUAAGGUUGAAUCCUUAUUUGCUUGCCAUUUGAAUGUUUAUUGCUUGUAGUUGCUAUAUAGACAAUAGAAUCGACACUAUUUCUUGUUUAAACAAUUCUCUGUUGGUUGUUAUUUAAAAUAUCUUGUUCCUCUAAGUGUCCACUAGGAAACCUAACCAACAAAGUCCCUCAUUCAUUCUAUGCAUCAAGCCAGUUGAAAGUUUUAAAAACUAGUGUACAGUUAACUGCAUGCAUGAAAUGUAUUUUGAUAGGUAGGUCAUAAGAUAGGUAGGUCAUAAAGUAAUUCUGGGUACAGUUUACUGUAUCAUUGGACUUAAGCUCCCAAAGAAUUAUUUACAAAGAUUUUAAUGUGUGAAGAACCAACAUGCUCCUUGAUAGAACAAGUACUUAUGGUAAACUUUACUGGUAACAAUAAAAACAAUGUAUGCAUCAUAUUUGAAUGAUGUGCAUGUAUUUUUAGCCCAAAGAAAAUGUCAGCAUGUCAAAAUAGGGAGCUACUCCUUAAUACCAGAAAUGAGUAUAUCUUUACAUUAUGUUUAAUUCUGUAAUAUUAAGCUAUCCCAGUUUUACAUGUAUAGCUACAUACCUCAUAUAGGCAUCAAUGUUUUAUGAAUUACUUCAGAUUUUUUUUUAUGGAAAAUUAUUGAAUAUUUUCCUGUACAUUUUCUCCUUUUGGAGCAACAUGAAUUUUAUCAAACUAGUAUACUUUACAUUACUUGGGGGGGGGAAUGUUCGGCAGUGCCAUACAGAUACAGUUUAGACACAAACAUGACAAGUUUUCUGUUCGUUUAUUGUAGUGUUUGUAAUAUGCUAAUAUAAUAGUCAACACCUGUUGUUUAAAGUACAAACUUAGUAUUACAUGUCAAGCUAGAGUGUUUUCCCAUGGUUUUCACCAUAUACUGACAUUUUAUUUAUUUGUAUUUAUUGGUAACUUUGAUGACUUUGCUACUUUCAUACCAGUUGUUGUUGAGAUUUUCUAAAUGUGUUCAUAUGUAAAAAAUCAACAUGUUGGAUCUACAGCAUGAAUAAAAUAGAGAAAAAAUUUAUUUUUGUGACACCAUUAAAUAAAUGAAAAGGUUAUUCAAGAAAUUAAGAAUCAAUAUAUGUACACAAAGAAUAAAGUUGUUGACUAUAGAGAA